CGUUUAGAGAAGUUAGUAAAAACGAAUCUGACAUCACUGUUUAACAGUGCAUGUAGCUCCCAAGUGGUUUGUUCUUAGGGUAACAGAGGAGGAAAUUGCUCCCCGUCUGAUAAGACACCAGGGGGGACGCGUGCUAUUUCUUAGGCACACAGCCGAUCUCCUGAUACUACCAUGUAUUUAUGGCUUAGACUUCUGGCAUUUGGUUUUGUCUUUCUGGACAUAGAAGUGUUUGUUACAGGACAAAACUCAAUUUCACCCAGCAAUGGUUUCAGCCUUACAGUCACUGCAUCAUCCACUCUGAACCUUGCAACAGACAUUGUCACUCCAAGCACUGCAAUAGCUACAACUCAACCUAAACCAUCAUGUGAUGAAAAAUAUGGGAACAUCACUGUGAAUUACUCCUAUGACGAGGAUAAUAAAUCCAUUAAGGCAGAGGUAAAAGGUGACAGAAAACCUCAAUGUGAAACUACGGAUUGUGUAGAAACGUUCCAAAACCUACAAGAAUGUUUAGAAUUCAGUGUCCCUGUAUUUAAUGAUUCCUGCACUCCAACUAAAUUUGUGAAAUUAGAGGUGCCACCAAGUCCUAAGAAGUUUAAGUUAUUUAACUGUACAGAAACUGAAAAAGCUAAUACUUCAAUUUGCUUAAUGUGGAAAAUAGAGAAAGGUAUAUGUCAUGAGGAAAAUAUUAAAUACAGACUUCAGUGUCAUAAAGUUUCAGGUAACUCGAAUGAAAGCAAUCCUGUGAAUCAAAGCACACUCAAAAUGGACAAUCUUCAACCCAAAACGACCUAUGAAUGUACUGGAGAAAUCCUCUAUAAUAACCAGACAUAUGUCAGAGAAAAUAUGUCUUUGGAAACAGACUUUGGGGUUCCUGGAAAGCCCAGUUCUUUUUCUUGUAAGACUGUUAAUGCAACUACAAUAAUGGUUGCCUGGAAUGGCUCUUCUUCACCCGGUGGAUAUCAUUUAUGCUAUAAGAAUGAUACAGAAGAAAGCUGUAAAGACUUGAAGAACACUGUGACCCAUUAUAGCAUGGAAAAUCUGAAACCUUACACACCUUAUAACAUGUCACUCAACGCCUACGUCAUUGGAAAAGUACGACGUGAUGGAGAUGCUGAACACCGUUCAUGUCGAACUGAAGCAGCUCGUCCAAGCAAGGUCCAGGACAUGGUUGUCAGCCAGAAGGCACCGAAUAGUAUACAUGUCACCUGCAAACCUCCUAAUGAAAUCAAUGGUCCUAAUGCAAGCUAUCAUUUGGAAGUCAGAAGUGGAAAUGCUGUAUUUAAAACACUCAAAAAUAUCACCUGUAAUUUUGACGUAGUUGAUCUUUACUAUUCAACUGACUAUGUAUUUCUGCUCUCUUUUAACAAUGGAAAAUUUCUGGGAGAGGCAGAGGUUAAAAAACAGUCAACAUCAUAUAAUUCUAAAGCACUGAUUAUAUUCCUGGUAUUUCUGAUUAUUGUGACAUCAAUAGCUCUGCUUGUUGUGCUUUAUAAAAUCUAUGAUCUGCAUAAGAAUCGAUCCAGCAAUUCAGAUGAACAACAGGAACUUGUUGUAAGGGAUGAUGAAAAGCAACUGAUGGAUGUAGAGCCAAUUCAUGCAGAUACUCUGUUGGAAACAUAUAAAAGAAAAAUUGCUGAUGAGGGACGGCUUUUUCUGGCUGAAUUUCAGAGCAUUCCACGGGUAUUCAGCAAGUUUUCUAUCAAAGAUGCACGGAAGCCCUUUAACCAGAAUAAAAAUCGUUAUGUUGACAUCCUCCCCUAUGACUAUAACCGGGUUGAACUCUCUGAAAUAAAUGGAGAUGCAGCAUCCACCUACAUCAAUGCCAGCUACAUUGAUGGCUUCAAAGAACCCAGGAAAUAUAUUGCUGCACAAGGCCCCAGGGAUGAAACGGUGGAUGACUUCUGGAGGAUGAUCUGGGAGCAGAAAGCCACAGUGAUUGUCAUGGUCACACGAUGUGAAGAAGGAAACAGGAACAAAUGUGCAGAAUACUGGCCAUCCAUGGAGGAAGGCACUCGAGCCUUUAGAGAUGUUGUUGUAAAGAUCAAUGAACACAAAAGAUGUCCAGAUUACAUCAUCCAAAAACUGAGUAUUACAAAUAAAAAAGAAAAGGCCAGCGGAAGAGAAGUAACUCAUAUCCAGUUUACCAGCUGGCCAGACCACGGGGUCCCCGAAGAUCCUCACCUGCUGCUCAAACUGCGGAGGAGAGUAAACGCUUUCAGCAACUUCUUCAGUGGACCCAUCGUGGUGCACUGCAGUGCUGGUGUUGGGCGCACAGGCACCUACAUUGGAAUUGACGCCAUGCUGGAAGGCCUGGAAGCAGAGGGCAAAGUGGAUGUCUACGGUUACGUAGUCAAGCUGAGGCGACAGAGGUGUCUUAUGGUUCAAGUGGAGGCACAGUACAUCUUGAUCCAUCAGGCCUUAGUAGAAUACAACCAGUUUGGAGAAACAGAAGUGAACUUGUCUGAAUUACACUCAUAUCUACACAACAUGAAGAAGAUCGAUCCACCCAGUGACCCCUCGCCUCUGGAGGCAGAAUUCCAGAGACUUCCAACAUAUAGGAGCUGGAGGACACAGCACAUUGGAAAUCAAGAUGAAAAUAAAAAGAAAAACAGGAAUUCAAGUGUCAUUCCAUAUGACUAUAACAGAGUGCCACUUAAACACGAGCUGGAAAUGAGCAAAGAGAGCGAGCAUGACUCAGAUGAGUCUUCUGAAGAUGACAGUGACUCAGAGGAAACGAGCAAAUACAUCAAUGCCUCUUUCGUAAUGAGUUACUGGAAACCAGAAAUGAUGAUCGCUGCUCAAGGACCACUGAAAGAGACUGUGGGCGACUUUUGGCAGAUGAUAUUCCAAAGAAAAGUCAAAUUUAUUGUUAUGUUGACAGAGCUAACAAAUGGAGACCAGGACAUCUGUGCCCAGUACUGGGGAGAAGGAAAGCAGAUGCACGGAGACGUGGAAGUGGACGUGAAAGACACAAGUGAAUAUCCGGCUUAUACUCUCCGUGUGUUUGAACUGAGACAUUCCAAGAGGAAAGAUCCCAGAACUGUGUACCAGUACCAGUAUACCACUUGGAGUGGGGAAGAGCUUCCUGAGAAACCCAAAGAAUUGAUCUCUAUGAUUCAGAAUCUCAAACAGAAGCUUUCCAAGAAGAAUUCCACUGAAGGGAACAAGUAUCACAGGAAUGCGCCCAUCCUAAUUCACUGCAGAGAUGGAUCUCAGCAGACAGGAUUAUUCUGUGCUUUGUUCAAUCUCUUGGAAAGUGCAGAAACAGAAGAGGUGGUGGAUGUUUUUCAAGUGGUUAAAUCUCUGCGCAAAGCAAGGCCGGGGAUGGUGUGCACCUUUGAGCAAUACCAGUUUCUUUACGACAUCAUUGCCAGCACCUACCCUGCCCAGAAUGGUCAGGUCAAGAAAAGCAACCUCCAAGAAGACAAAAUUGAAUUCCAUAAUGAAGUGGACAAAGUAAAACAGGACGCUAACUGUGUCGGCCCAGCUGGUGCUUUGGAAAAGAUCCAGGAAGGCAGCAGAGAGGAAGGAGCCCCUGAACCCCCAAGAGGCAUCGAAGGGCCAGAACAUUCUGCCAAUGGUCCUGCAAGUCCAGCUUUAACUCAGAGUUCAUAGGAAAAGGCUUAAAUGGGACAACUCAAAACCUCAUUAUAGUUUCUAUUUUUCUAGAACUAGUGGAAGGAAAUGGCUGUGCAGUGGUUAGGAAAUCGAUAUCCACCUUUGUGGGGAUAUUUUACCACU
Nannospalax galili (Upper Galilee mountains blind mole rat) is the source of this 3741-nucleotide messenger RNA. It is a transcript of the gene Ptprc, whose product is annotated as protein tyrosine phosphatase receptor type C. Gene Ontology annotation, molecular function: protein binding; protein tyrosine phosphatase activity. Gene Ontology annotation, biological process: T cell receptor signaling pathway; positive regulation of peptidyl-tyrosine phosphorylation; protein dephosphorylation. The transcript is spliced from 30 exons. The record is from RefSeq and is a predicted model, not a curated record. The coding region runs from base 172 to 3615 and encodes 1147 amino acids. NCBI's taxonomy places the organism in Eukaryota, Metazoa, Chordata, Mammalia, Rodentia, Spalacidae.